Brassica napus (rape) is the source of this 1419-nucleotide messenger RNA. RefSeq lists its product as uncharacterized. The transcript is spliced from 3 exons. NCBI's taxonomy places the organism in Eukaryota, Viridiplantae, Streptophyta, Magnoliopsida, Brassicales, Brassicaceae. The coding region runs from base 198 to 1259 and encodes 353 amino acids. The record is from RefSeq and is a predicted model, not a curated record.
AAAAGCUUUCUUCCUGCAAGUACACAAGUACCUUGACUUGGCAAGUUUCCAUUAUUUUGUUUCCUCAAAAAGGAAAGUGGAAAGAAGAAGAACUUGGUAAAUAACCUUGAGUGGCUCUGCUCUCUCUUUAAUGGUGGAGACUGGAGAAAAUAUUUAGGAGACUUUUUCUUUGUUAUUCAUCACAACAUUUGCGAAUAAUGUCACGGCGUAUCAUCCGUCUCUCCAAGCUCUCUUCUCGGAACAACAAUGUUUUCAUCCAAAAGUGCGUUCGUUUUUUCUCCACCGGCCCGUACUUGACACUCGGUUGCAACACUGGAGAUGUCCUCUUGUUUGACCCGGCAAAAGAACAGAUAGUGUCUCUCCGGGGCAAAACAAUACCCAAAGAGCUCAAGGACGAAGAAAUGAUUGGAGCUUCCCAUGGAUGGGGUUUUUUCUAUGACCGGCGUGAUCUAUCCGUACGUGUCAGCGACAUAUUCAAUCCUCUGGCAUCCAAAUCAAGCCCCACCGUGAUUCAUCUGCCUCGGCUUACUGAUCUUCCCAGUGAACAAAUCGAACAAGUAUGUAACGUAGCAAUGUCGUCCCCGUCUCCUCUUGGUGAUGAAGACUGUGUAGUGGCUAUCAAGUUUUCAGGUGACCAGUUGAGUCUAUGCAGGCCCGGUCGUGACCUUGAGUGGACUAACACCUCAACCCCUUCCCACUGCUGUGAAAACUCAAAUGUCAUGUAUUCAAAAAGAUACAAGAGAUUCUACUUAUCUGCUCCUGGAGGCAUUCACUUUUUCUCCUAUCAUCUAAAUGAUGAAAACAUUGAGCACCAUAAGUUGGUCUACCGCGACCAUCCAGAGCUGGAUCAGUCUGAGUGGAAGACUUUGAGUAUGUGUUCAAGGAGGGAAUACCUUGUGGAGUCACCCUCUAGUGAUGAACGUUACCUAGUCAAAUGGUACGCUCAUGGCUCCUACUCAUCGGUGUUAAAUGGAAUUGAUUACAAAACAAAGAGGUUCAUGGUGUUUAGUGAGGAGGAGACGGCUGAAGGAAAAUUCAUGUGUUACACAGAGGAUAUUGGAGAAAUGUGCAUUUUCAUUGCAAGUAACGAGGCUUUUUGUAUCCCGGCUAGCUCAUGCCCCGGUCUGAAACCUAGCACCAUCUAUUUUAUGGGACAUGGCUUUGGUUCUUACGAUCUCACCACCGGAGACACACAUCAUUACAAAGCUCCCGGUGGUGUUAUCACCACACCUUGCUGGAUUCCUCUAGUUUCUAUCUAGUCAUACUAUUGUUGUCGCUUUUAUCUUCUCUUAACCGGUUUGGACUGCUAAGAUUUAAAACAUGGUUUUUUCAUGAUUCAGUUCGAUUUUUAAGUGAAACCAUCAUGUACCAAAUAUUGAAUAUAGGACGCUUUGAAUCUGACAAUCCGUAUGGUUAUUA